UUUGCACCGGCAAUCAUGUCGAAAUAAUCCCAACCAAGUGCCUAACGAUGUCCUGUCACGAUCAUUACUAAUUGAAUCGCCCAUACCAUGUCGAAAUAGUUGAUUAACAGAAUAUAAAUAAAAGUAUACUAACAACCUGUCGUGGUCUGUUGACCCGGCUGCUACGAGCACAAAGAAGAAGUCAGUGCACUCAUUUCUUCCAUUGACGAUCGUAGCACCAUCAGCGGUACCCACCUGACUGUGUACUCGGUCUCACUUGCACAACGGAUUACCCUUACGUAGGUAUAGCAUUGCUCACCCUUUGACCAUGCUCCAUGCACAUACCUCACCUGUAUGCAUGAGUUAGCCGCCACUUGAUCACUCGAGCUCCCCAUUUAUUCAGACCAUGCCCAUGCGAACCUGAUCGGCAUUCCACGACCAUGGCGAGGCCAGCGGCUGCAUCGGUGGCUCUGCUCCUGCUGUCCUGUGUAGCGGCGGCGGCGGGCACCGACCGGGACGCGCUGCUGGCGUUCAAGGCCGGCGUGACGUCCGACCCGACGGGCGCGCUCCGGUCGUGGAACAACGACACGGGCUUCUGCCGGUGGGCCGGGGUGAACUGCAGCCCCGCGGGGCGCGUCACCACCCUGGACGUCGGCUCGCGUCGCCUCGCCGGCAUGCUCUCCCCGGCCAUCGCCGACCUCGCGCACCUCGAGCUUCUCAACCUCACCGAUAACGCAUUCUCCGGCGCCAUCCCGGCGAGCCUUGGCCGGCUCGGGCGCCUCGAGUGGCUCAGCCUCUGCGACAACGCCUUCACCGGCGGGAUACCCGCCGCGCUCCGCGGCCUCGGGAACCUCACCACCGCGUACCUCAACGCCAACAACCUCACCGGCGGGGUCCCCGCCUGGCUCGGCGCCAUGCCGAAGCUGGCCAUUCUGCGGCUGACCAAGAACUCGCUCUCCGGCCGCAUCCCGCCGUCGCUCGCAAACCUUACGACGGUCGAGCAUCUCUAUCUCGACGAGAACCUGUUCGAAGGCGAAAUCCCCGAGGGCCUCGCGAGCCUCCCGAAUCUCCAGUUCUUCACCGUGAACCAGAACCGCCUCUCCGGCGGGAUCCCGCCCGGCUUCUUCAACUUGUCGUCGCUGCAGGCCCUCGCCCUCGCCAAUAACGCGUUCCAUGGCGAGCUCCCGCCGGAUACAGGCGCGGGCUGGCCGAACCUCUUCUACCUCUCGCUCGGCGGCAACCGCCUCACCGGGCGCAUCCCGGCGACCCUCGCCAACGCCACCCAGCUGCAGUUCCUCAGUCUGGCCAACAACUGCUUCACCGGCCAGGUGCCGCCGGAGAUCGGCAAGCUCUGUCCGCAGUCGCUGCACCUGUCCAACAACCAGCUUACGGCGACCGACGCCGGCGGCUGGGAGUUCCUGGACAAUCUCACGAGCUGCGACGCCUUGAUAGAAAUCUUCCUCGAUGGCAACAAGCUCGCCGGCGCGAUGCCGAGCUCCAUGGGCGCCUCCGGAAGCAACUCCAGGUGCUAAAUCUCGCGAGCAACCGCAUCUCCGGCGUGAUAUCACCGGGCAUCGGCAACCUCGUGGAGCUACAGAAGCUGUACCUUAGUUCUAAUCUCCUAACAGGCUGGGGUUAGUAACUUAAUAGUUUUGUUCAACUUUAAAACUUAAAAGUUUGGAAUCUCGUCCGAAA
Hordeum vulgare subsp. vulgare (domesticated barley) is the source of this 1674-nucleotide messenger RNA. Its product is annotated as LRR receptor-like serine/threonine-protein kinase EFR. NCBI's taxonomy places the organism in Eukaryota, Viridiplantae, Streptophyta, Magnoliopsida, Poales, Poaceae. The coding region runs from base 420 to 1511 and encodes 363 amino acids. Gene Ontology annotation, molecular function: protein binding. The record is from RefSeq and is a predicted model, not a curated record. The transcript has a single exon.